AUGACUACCCUGCCUACUGCUACCCGCAUCGCCGUGGCACUUGGUCUGACCGGAUCUGCUUGGUGCUCUGGAGCAAUAAUGUCCUGCUCAUUCAUUGCUGUUUCCGCACUAUUGGAUCCCAGCAUUCCCUCUGCUGCGACUGGUCACACAUCUAUCAUCUGGCAAAAUGUGUAUAAACGAGGAAAAGAAAGCAUCCCUUUCGUCGCUAUGUCUACCUCUGCAGCCUUCGUCUAUGCUGCCUGCACCGUUCCCAAUCCUCUUUCCUUGGAGUCGAUUCAACGUGCAAAAAAUCUUCUCUUAUUUGGUGGACUUUUCACAGUUGGGAUCAUCCCAUUCACAUUGAUGGUGAUGAAAUCUACGAACGAUGCGCUACAUGCAAAGGCCGCGGCAGUACAACGAAGAAGUAAGGAAGGAUCGGUGACUCUGUUGGACGAUGGGACGAAGGAGUUGGCGCGGACAUGGAAUAUCUUGAACUUCAUAAGAGGACUCUUCCCACUAGCAGGAGCCUUCACGGGAAUUUGUGCUAUCUUAUUCUGA
Molecule: messenger RNA, 537 nt
Organism: Lentinula edodes (shiitake mushroom)
Lineage: Eukaryota; Fungi; Basidiomycota; Agaricomycetes; Agaricales; Omphalotaceae
Exons: 2
Coding region: 1-537 (178 amino acids)
Source: RefSeq, a predicted model, not a curated record